Messenger RNA from Nematolebias whitei (Rio pearlfish), 673 nucleotides. Its product is annotated as protein PET100 homolog, mitochondrial. The transcript has 4 exons. Bases 69 to 305 code for a protein of 78 amino acids. Gene Ontology annotation, biological process: mitochondrial respiratory chain complex IV assembly. The record is from RefSeq and is a predicted model, not a curated record. NCBI's taxonomy places the organism in Eukaryota, Metazoa, Chordata, Actinopteri, Cyprinodontiformes, Rivulidae. Gene Ontology annotation, cellular component: mitochondrion; mitochondrial inner membrane.
AUUCUGAAGGUCUUGCGUUAUGAGUUUAGAUAGUACUUCACUACUGCAGGGAAGUAUUUGAAAUCAAUAUGGGAGUUAAAAUAGAGAUAUUCAGAAUGGUGCUGUAUCUGUCUUUUCCUGUGGCAAUGUUUUGGAUCGCAAACCAGGCGGAGUUCUUUGAGGACUAUGUAGUAAAGACGAAGAGAGAAGUCUUCCCCCCUUAUGAAGAAGCACGGAGAAAAGAGUGGGAAGCAUUCAAAGAGCAAAUGCGUAAGCGACAAGAGGAGAAAAUGUUAAAGAAAUUUUCUGCCAGAGCAGACAACUGAGGAAUACUUGAAAAAAAGCAUGUUGUCUGGCCACUUGGCUGUAAUUCUUGGGAACAAGACAACAUUUUUCAACUUGGACUAAGGGCACUUUGCAUUUAAAAUAUCUACAAAGUAACACCGCCCGAAGAUGUGCUAGGAGUUUCUAAGAAUCAAUCAUGCUCAGGAUGCCUCAUGCUGUUUCAUUUAUUCACGAGAUAGUUUCAUACAAGGUUUGUCAGAUGUUGUAUUUUGUUUUUGAUUAAAUGUGAUUAUCACAGCACAAUUAUUUACUUUAUUUUUUCUUUUUCAGUUGUGUUUAAUAUCACUGUGUUUUAUUUUGUAUGAUGUGUAUAAAAUGUGCAGAAACCGGAAUGUUUUGUUUUUUUGUU